AUGACAUCCAGAUUAAUUUCGCCGUCGCCGCGAUUAGCACAAUCAUGUCUCCGCCACACACGGAACCUCGCGCCUGUCGCAGCACGAUUCCCCCAACGCCGCUACAUUUCCGCCUACGGUUACGAACAAGCCAAAGCCCUCACAUUUACUGAAUAUGGCGAUCCUCCAGCUGUCCUCUCGCUUCACAGCCAUUCCAUCUCCCCGCCACACAGCAACUACAUGACCCUGCGCUUCCUCGCGUCACCCAUAAACCCCGCCGACAUCAACCAAAUCCAAGGCGUGUAUCCCUCAAAGCCCACAUUCACAACCAGCCUCAGUACCCCGAACCCAAUUGCCGUCGCAGGAAAUGAAGGUGUUGCAGAGAUAAUAGCCCUUGGCGAAGGCGUCAAGAAAGAAGGCUUCAAGAAGGGCGAUUGGGUAUUCAUGAAGGGCCCUGGUUUCGGCACCUGGCGCACACACGCCAGUGCCACAACCAACGAUGUAGUCAAGCUCGACGAUCAGAUGCGCGAAGGCAUCACCGCCAUCCAAGCCGGCACCGUAUCCAUCAACCCCUGCACAGCAUACCGCAUGCUGCGCGACUUCACUACCCUCUCCGAAGGCGAUUGGUUCAUACAGAAUGGCGCAAACUCUGGCGUUGGUCGCGCGGCCAUCCAGCUAGGACGCAAAUGGGGCUAUAAGAGCAUCAACAUCAUACGCAGCCGUGAAGACAAGAACAAAGAGGGAGCCAUGAAGAAGGAGCUACAUGAUCUCGGCGCAGACGUUGUAAUCACAGACGCAGAGCUGCAAGCACAGGGUAUCAAAGACCAAGCCAAGGAAUGGACAAAUGGCGGUCGUUCCCCCAUCCGUCUGGCACUAAACUGUGUCAAUGGCAAAGCGGCUACCGCAAUGGCUAAACUGCUCUCUCCAUCUGCACACUUUGUCACCUACGGCGCAAUGUCCAAGCAACCACUGACCAUCCCCGCAUCCAUGCUCAUAUUCAAGGACAUCCAUUUCCACGGCUUCUGGGUAAGCAGGUGGGCGGAGAAGCAUCCAGAAGAGAAGCAAAAGACUGUUGCCGAUGUGCUUGAUAUGAUGAGGAAGGGUGAGUUCAAGGACAUGCCAGUGGAUGAGAUCAAGUGGGAGUGGGAAACAAAGGGCGACGAGCUGGUGGCUAAGGUCAAGGAUACACUGGAGGGGUAUAGGGACGGAAAGGGUAUUUUCGUGUUUGGUAAGACGUAG
Molecule: messenger RNA, 1218 nt
Organism: Pyrenophora tritici-repentis Pt-1C-BFP
Lineage: Eukaryota; Fungi; Ascomycota; Dothideomycetes; Pleosporales; Pleosporaceae
Product: Qor, NADPH:quinone reductase and related Zn-dependent oxidoreductase
Biological process (GO): fatty acid metabolic process
Cellular component (GO): mitochondrion
Molecular function (GO): trans-2-enoyl-CoA reductase (NADPH) activity
Source: RefSeq, a predicted model, not a curated record